Molecule: messenger RNA, 1467 nt
Organism: Neohortaea acidophila
Lineage: Eukaryota; Fungi; Ascomycota; Dothideomycetes; Mycosphaerellales; Teratosphaeriaceae
Product: Mur ligase
Exons: 3
Coding region: 1-1467 (488 amino acids)
Biological process (GO): tetrahydrofolylpolyglutamate biosynthetic process
Cellular component (GO): cytosol; cytoplasm; mitochondrion
Molecular function (GO): ATP binding; tetrahydrofolylpolyglutamate synthase activity
Source: RefSeq, a predicted model, not a curated record
AUGUCCUUCGCGCGUCCGGGCCCGCGAACGUACGAAGAUGCCGUCCGGGUCAUCGAGAGCCGUCAGCGGAGGAAAAGACCAAAAGGCACAUCGGCCGGAACUUCUGCCCAAUCCACGGGCAACAGCGGCACACCCGAUCUUAGAGGCCUUCCCGGUAUCACAGGCAUGCGCGAGUGGCUCGAUAUGCUUGGUCAUUCACCCGACGCCAUCAACUCACUGAAUGUCAUCCACCUUGCGGGAACGAAAGGGAAAGGCAGCACUUGUGCGUUCACCGAAUCCUUCCUACGAGCGCAUGGCAAACGCACAGGUUUUCCCCAGAAGACCGGGAUGUACACCUCACCUCACUUAUUGAGACCAGAGGAGCGUAUUCGGAUCAAUGCGUCGCCUCUGGCCACUACCAAGUUUGCCCAGUAUCUCUUUGAAAUUUAUGAUAAGCUGCCUCAGCUGGCGGCUGAGUACGAUCCGGGAAAAUCAGUCGUCGAUCGAGGGCCUCGAACUCUGCAGCUCUACGCUCUGCUAGCCCUCCAUACUUUCAUCCGUGAGAGGGUGGAUGUGGCGAUUAUUGAAACUCACAGCGGCGGCGAAUACGACGCUACGAACGUGGUAUCAAGGCCGGUGGUCACUGCGAUCACCAGCCUGGGGAUGGAUCAUGUACAGACGCUCGGCCCGUCUAUCGAGAACAUUGCGUGGCACAAGGGAGGGAUCUACAAGGCUGGUGCCGCUGCAUUAUCGACGAAGCAGGAUCCAGAACCCGCCCGCGUGCUUGUCGAGCGUGCUGGGCGGGUGAGUGAGGACGUGACGUUCGUGGAAGAGGAUCCAGCUCUGCCAAGGGGCACAUUACAGCUGAAACCGCUGGUGCAGAUGAAGAAUGCGUCUCUCGCGGUUGCGGCGGCGAACGCCUUCCUCUCGCGGACCAGAGGGCAUCAGUCCCAAUCUCUUGACGAGAAUGAUGUCCGCCUCGGAGUGGAGCAAUGGCACUGGCCUGGUCGAUUCGAGAUACUCCCCAGAGACCAAUGUACCUACUUUGUGGAUGCAGCACACAACGACAUGAGCGUGGGCAUCGCAGCGGACUGGUUCGUGGAGAGCAGUCGAGAAAUGUUGGCAUCAGCCGUUCGGGUUCUGGUCUUCAGCCAUAUCAACGAGCUCCGGGAUGCCGUCGGAGUUUUGAGCAGUCUGGCCGAAGCCUUGCGGCGGGUUGAUACGCAUAUGGAGCACGUCGUCUUCACCACGUACGCUGAAGCUGAGAGUGACGAUGCAUCGGCAGCAGCAAGCGACCUGGCAGUGUUCCGUGAUACGUGGGAGCAGCAAUUCCCGAAUUCUCGCAUUUGGCUGGAGCCAACGGUUGAAGGGGCCAUCAGGCGGGUGGAGGUGGUGGCAAAGCAGCAUAUUGCCGCGGACAUUCAUGUUCUGAUCACGGGAAGUCAACAUCUAGUUGGACCAGCGCUGCGGCUGUUGAGUGCCGGCUAG